AUGUCGGCCUCGACAACUUCCACAAUGGCAACAUCCCAAGUCUCAGAGCGAAAAGCCGGAGGCCAUUCUCGUGAAGCUUCACGAGGAGAGUAUACUUUCCCAAGAACAGGGGUACCGACCAUCAGCGUUUCCAGAUCACAUUCUCGAAAUUCAUCUUGGGAUAGCAAGAAGAACGACGAUAUCAUGCUCCCACAACGUCGUACACCACCAUCAAUCCAAAUUCUGCCCGCUAGCAGUCCAUCUACUAGACGGAAUUCUAACGAGUACGGUGGAAACUCCUUUUCCACCGUUCCAAUAUCUUAUUCUCAUCCAACAUCGCCAACAUACGGCCCUCUAACCUGGGCAACCGAGAAACUCACAAGGAGUUCUCAGACAGCCUCAAAAAAGCUAUUAAACACAAUUGGCCUUUCAAAACUCUCCACAUCCUUCUCUCCCUACGACGCGGAAUCACAAACCCCAAGAAAUUGGGGAACAAGCAAUACUUCCUUCUCCGAAAAGGCAAUGCAAUCCGGUCAAUUCCCAAGCCACUACUACCCAAAACCCACAAAAUUCCACAGCACCUUCCGCUCAGCGCCGAUAGGAUAUACAAUCUUCCACCUCAAACGUUACUCCCAACUCUUGUUCACCCCACGCCGCCUUCUUUCCCUUUUAGUCUCCCUUCUCCUCUUAUCUUUCCUUUUUCGCAAACCCCUCACAAAUUUCUACAGAUCCUCCCCACUUUUCGGCGGCGGCUCUAAAUUUGUCAUAAUCCUCGCUUCGAACCAAGGCGGUGGUGUUCUCGGCUGGAAAGGCGAAAAGGAAUGGUUCGUAGAACGCGAGUCGAUCAAGAACAAAAAGCUAUAUGCAGAGAAACAUGGUUAUACCCUCGAAAUCAGAGAUAUGAAAGCCAUGCGACGGUACGCCCACGAAUGGCGUGAAGGAUGGGAAAAGAUCGAUGUCCUAAAACAAACGAUGAAAAAGUACCCGAAGGCAGAGUGGUUUUGGUUUUUGGAUAUUCAGACAUACAUCAUGGAACCUGAGAUUAGUUUGCAACGUCACAUCUUCAGUCGGUUGAACAAGGUUACAUAUAGGGAUAUCAACAAGUAUAAUCCUCUAAAUAUCACACAUCCGGUACGGAGAAGGUGGUUGGACAGCGUGGCAAAGAGCGUUACCGGUGAUGCGGAUGAGGAUAGCCUCGGUCUCAUUCUCCCACAGGACUGCGGUGGCUUCAAUUUGGGUAGUUUCUUCGCCAGGCGCUCGGAGUUUACAGAACGUUUGAUGGAUGUUUGGUGGGAUCCUGUCGGGUAUGAACAGAUGCACAUGAACUGGGAACAUAAAGAACAGAACGUCCUGGAGCAUCUAUACAAACACCAACCAUGGACUCGCAAUGGUAUCGCCUUCAUCCCUCAAAGAAUGGUGAACUCAUUCCCACACGGUGCCUGCAAGGAAAAAGCAGGCGACAAAAACAUCUUCUAUCAAGCAGAGGACCGAGAUUUCCUCGUCAACAUGGCAGGAUGCCAAUGGGGUCGAGACUGUGCAGGCGAAAUGCAGCACUUCAAAGAAAUUAGCGAAAAGCUAGCAAGUAAGAAAGGAUCUUGGUAG
This is a messenger RNA of Orbilia oligospora ATCC 24927, 1581 nucleotides long. RefSeq lists its product as uncharacterized. Gene Ontology annotation, molecular function: glycosyltransferase activity. Gene Ontology annotation, biological process: protein N-linked glycosylation. Gene Ontology annotation, cellular component: Golgi membrane. The transcript has 2 exons. Lineage: Eukaryota; Fungi; Ascomycota; Orbiliomycetes; Orbiliales; Orbiliaceae. The record is from RefSeq and is a predicted model, not a curated record. The coding region runs from base 1 to 1581 and encodes 526 amino acids.